GAGAUCAUGAGAUUAGUAUUUUUACCAGUUACAUUGCUUUGUUUGAAUUUUCAGUUAAUUAAGAACCAGCUGACAGCUCGAAACAAAAUUCUCAGACUGGAUUUAUAGGGAUACUGGGUAUAAUACUGCUGUAUCAAAAUAGUAAACGCAUGGUAGUGAUUGGUGGAGCCAUUUAUUAUAAUGGAAAGCAAAGAAGUCUACAUCAAAAAUCUAGAAGGGUUCACAUACCGCAACCUGCAGCAGAUUGCAAAAACAUUAAGUCUGCCUUCAAACUUCAAGAAAGUGUACUUGAUAGAACUCAUCAUAGCCAAGAAGUACAAAUCGGAAGCAGAGGUACAGAAUAUCAUAGAUAGAGUUCGCCAGGAGCGACUCAAUCAAUCAAAAGGCAAAAAGAGAUCAAGAGGCAAACCAAAGAAAACAAAGGCUCAAGGCCAAGCUCAAAAGACACUCGCAGCAAGAAAUGAGGUAUCUUACUCUCCACCAAUCUCAGAAACACCCAAACGCCUUAGCUCUUACAGGCAUGAUAGCCCGGACAUAUUGGCAAUAACCCCUAUUAACCCCAAGAGGAAUUUAUUGGACACCGUAAACCCACACAACCGAAAUUCAAAUGUAGCAGCUACCGACAGAGUGUUACGCAGCUAUUCUUUGCAGUCUGAGAGACCAAACUAUGAGCUGACCAGUGAUAUACAAGAGUUGAAAACUCAGUGCUGCUCCAGUACAAACACUAAACUAAAAGUUAUUGAGCAAACCACCAAAUGUUACGUGAGGAAACGUAAGGCUGAUGACUUACUCAAACCAAACUUUUUAAUUUCGAAUGGUGGGGAAACCGCACAAGCUAUUGUGCCAGCGAAUCGUCAAAUAAUGUAUCCCGGCCAGUCCGAAGAAAUAGUACCCAGAAUCCUGAGUACCAAAAAUGUCAGCAUACGUAGAAGUGACGGUAGUUACACACAAAUCAAUGCAGUGAUACAAAAACGUAACGCUAUAUCUCCAAAGAAAAAUAACUACAACACAAAAAGUCCAGAAAUAACUUCACAGGAUAAAACGGAUGUGAACAUAUCCGAGGAUUUGAUAAAUUCAGAUAAUAAUAAUUGUUUCAAUAUCAUUAAAUAUCCUGAUGCUACAGGUAUCAGUCCCAUAAAAUGUACAGGCACAAAAAUGAUUGGUAAUAAUAAUCACAAAGAAAACUCCUCUGCAUCUGAUAUCCAACUAGUAGAUUAUGAAAAGACACGAGAAAAGCAGUCGAAAGAUCAGAGGAAUGUACCGUUGCCCAAAAUAUGUGAUGUUUUCCCACAGUUCAGCUAUAUGAGAGAUCCUACACAGCCCAUAUAUGUACAAGUCGGUUCAGAGGCUAUUUAUAAUGUACCAAGUUAUCCAACAAACGUGGACCGCAGCACCAUCGACACGCCGCUGGAACCUCUGUUCAAUAUGCAAACAAAAACGCCACCUCGGCAAAGCAAUGUUGACAACACCAGCCUUGUUUUCACUGUACAAACUGUUCCUACUGCCACCACGCUCCCAGACCCGGCGGGGCCCGCUGGAGGUGCUUUGAAUGUUACUUCGCCGCUGGUGGAUGAUAACAAUAAUGACAAUCCUGAUUUGAACAUGUUCAUUCAAGAGUUCUCGCAGCUAUGCGAUCCUAAAAUGACAGAUUGGAGCUCUUCAUCAAGUGACAUGCCGAAUGCGACGUACACCCUCUCCGAGAAGUUUGAGCAUGCGCUUGAGAUCAUCUGCAACGACUCAGACUACAUGGAGAGUAUUGGUAUGUCCGAACCAGUCGAAUGCGUGUUUUGCGGUUGGGCCGGACCCAUACUUAUGCUAGAUUGCCAUAUUCGAAAGGAUCACGCGUGCUCGAUAUACAAGAUGGACAAGAGCGAAUGGAACAUUACCUAUACCCUCAAGAGUAUAAUACAGUGUGGCGUCUGGCUCCACAGAGUGAUAGAGUACGAUCAAACACUCUACCUGCUCAGCGUCAAGUACGAGCGUCCUGGCUUCUUCGUGGCCACGUUUGCGUUACUAUCGCUGGACCUAUUGGUGCCAAACGAAAAUAUUGUUACGAUGACCUUAUUCAACAAACGCACUGGAGAGCCGUUCUCGUGGACCGGCGACGUGCCCAACUUCCCUCCCGGCUCGCCGAGCGAUGAUGGCGCGAACGGCCUCAAAAUAAAACUCAAUCUACUCGACUUAAAACCGAAAAAAACUCCCGUCUCAUACGACGACAUACACGUUACAGUAUUCGUCGAGAUUUCUAAUAAAAAAAAUACCAAAAGUUCCUUAAACUAACAUAAAAAUUAUUUUUACACACUUUUUGUUACUUAUGCUUAUAUGUUUAUUUGCUAUGUUAACUAUGUUUGCUUUGUUUACUCUACGGGAAUACCUGAUUGUUAAAAAAUGAACGAGAGCCUAGAUUUACUGCCAAAUCUACGAAAAAAUUACUAUUUAGUUCAACUAAAUCAAUACCUUUAAUAAAUUUCCUAUUAUAUUAAAGGUAUUUCUACUAAUAUUUUUAUAAAUAUUUAUACCAGUGAAUACUCAUUUAUUAUAUUUGUAUAUUUAAAUCUACAAAAAAUUAACUAUUUAUUUCAACUAAAUAAAUACCUUUAGUAAAGUUUCUGUUAUACUAUAGGUAUUCUUAGAAAUUACUUUAAUUUUUAUAAAUAUUUAUAUCAGUAAAUACUCAUUUAUUGUGUUUUUAUAUGUAAGUCUACAAAAAAUUAACUAUUUAGUUCAACUAAAUAAAUACCUUUAGUAAAGUUUCUAUUAUAUUAUAGGUAUUCCUGAAAAUAUAAGUCAUAUUUUUAUAAGUAUUUAUAUGAGUAAAUACUCAUUUGUUACAUUUAUAUAACUAUAACUCAUAAGUAUGCCUACUUAAAAGAAAAUUAUGUGAAGGAGCACUUAUAACUAACUUGUUAGUUGUUUAGAUUUAACCCACGCCUCCGAGAGGGAAUAUUUUCUCAGUUUAUGGUGAUUUCGACUAUAUUUAAGUAUUUAAAUAUGGUGGUUUGAGGGGAAACAAAUCCUUUAUAAAAAAAUAUUUACAUAUUUAAUUUAUAUAUAUAAGCGUUUCUAAAAGUGUUGAUUUUUGUGUUCCUUUUUCAUCAAUUAAGAAUCAUGUUAUUUCUUUUUGUUACUUUUGAUUUUUAUAUUAUAAUUAGUACGUAAGUUAUUUGAAUAAGAAUAAAGAUCUCUUUUUUACCUCGAUUUUGUACCUGAAUAUGAUUAAAUAGUAAUAUAUACUUAUACCUACUACAUAGGUCUAGGUAUAAAUUACUAAAUAGUAAAAGCCAAAAAUUCAUGUGCCAAUUGUUUUUUAUUUGUUACAUUAUCUGAGGUAAUUUAUAAAUAUUUUCAUAAGGUCAAGUACUUUUUUUUUUGUUUUCAUUUAAAGUUAUAGAUUGUGAUUUGUUUCACUAUUUAAAUUUCGUUUGUUUCAAAAAGAAAACAUCACUAUUUUUUCAGUCUAAGAUCGAACGCACUUACAAAAUUCUUCUAGUUUGUCGCGGUUACAAAAAUUUUCGGUAUUUUUGAAAAAAAACCGGCGAAAAAAAAACCGGCGAAAAAAACAAAACAAAUUUAGAGUUUAGAUUUGUCGGGUUAAUUUAAAUUAGGGAUUCUUAACACUUCUAACAGAAGUACCUACUUAUAAAAAUAAAAAUGUUUUUUACGUUUAUAUUGUUUUGAAAUAAAUCUUUGAAAAAAGUUUGAAAAUU
Messenger RNA from Maniola jurtina (meadow brown), 3707 nucleotides. RefSeq lists its product as uncharacterized. The transcript has 15 exons. The record is from RefSeq and is a predicted model, not a curated record. Lineage: Eukaryota; Metazoa; Arthropoda; Insecta; Lepidoptera; Nymphalidae. Bases 181 to 2280 code for a protein of 699 amino acids.